AUGUCGAGCCUCGAGGAGCCACUCGGUCUCGGAGACCUGCCCAAGUUGAGUAUUAACAGGCUCGGGAGGUUCUUGUCGCCGACAGCUCGCAGGUCACCAGCCGAUGACCACAGCACUGGCAAAUACAGCAACUCCUGCAAUGGUAGCCCCUUCCAUGGCAACUCCUAUCCCUGGCAUCCGCAAUGCCGUCAAGCCGAUUCAUCAUGUGAUGCGGUGGAGCUUAGAGAUCUUCCUCGGAAGGUUAUGUGGGAACUGCCAAGGUUUGUGAAGAUAGUUGAGGUUGGACCACGGGAUGGCCUGCAAAAUGAAAAGGGCAAUGUUCCAACAUCUGUAAAGAUCCAACUGAUACACAAGUUAGUCGGUGCAGGUCUGUCAGUAGUCGAAGCCACAAGUUUUGUAUCCCCAAAAUGGGUGCCGCAGCUAGCUGAUGCAAAGGAGGUCCUGAAAGGUAUCCAGCAGGAGCCAGGUGUGCGGUAUCCGGUGUUAACCCCUAACCUCAGAGGAUUUGAGGCUGCUAUUGCAGCUGGUGCAAAAGAAAUUGCGGUUUUUGCAUCCGCCUCUGAAUCCUUCUCUAAGUCGAACAUUAACUGUACCAUUGAGGAAAGCCUUGUUCGGUACCGUGAUGUUACAGAAGCUGCCAAGAAACAUGGACUAACUAUCCGGGGGUAUGUUUCAUGUGUGAUUGGUUGCCCUGUUGAAGGCGCAAUCGAUCCAUCGAAAGUGGCAUAUGUAGCUAAGGAGCUUUACAACAUGGGCUGCUCGGAGAUUUCACUUGGCGACACAACUGGUGUUGGGACACCAGGUAGCGUGGUUGCUAUGCUUCAAGCUGUCAUGGCGUUUGUUCCACUAGACAAGAUUGCUGUUCAUUUUCAUGAUACAUAUGGGCAAGCCCUCGCCAACAUCCUUGUCUCCCUUCAAAUGGGGAUCAACGUAGUGGACUCAUCAGUGUCAGGCCUUGGAGGCUGCCCAUAUGCAAAGGGCGCCACUGGCAAUGUUGCCACAGAGGAUGUUGUGUACAUGCUCCAUGGCCUGGGGAUAAAGACCAACGUCGACCUCAACAAGCUCAUGGAGGCUGGUGAUUACAUUUCCAAGGAAUUGGGCAGGCCACUGGGUUCCAAGACUGCGACUGCUCUGCGCAAGCUAACUACCUGA
Miscanthus lutarioriparius is the source of this 1152-nucleotide messenger RNA. The record is from the annotation of a GenBank genome assembly. Lineage: Eukaryota; Viridiplantae; Streptophyta; Magnoliopsida; Poales; Poaceae.